Messenger RNA from Conger conger (European conger), 2268 nucleotides. Its product is annotated as protein-lysine 6-oxidase-like. Lineage: Eukaryota; Metazoa; Chordata; Actinopteri; Anguilliformes; Congridae. Gene Ontology annotation, biological process: peptidyl-lysine oxidation. The record is from RefSeq and is a predicted model, not a curated record. The transcript is spliced from 7 exons. The coding region runs from base 232 to 1506 and encodes 424 amino acids. Gene Ontology annotation, molecular function: protein-lysine 6-oxidase activity; copper ion binding.
CAACAGAAAGAUGUGAGAUUGUCUGGACUGCCCUAUCUCUCUCCAUGUAAGAUUUUCCAUUUUAUUCAAUGCAAUAAGGAUACUUGCAACAAACUUGUUAAGGUAUUUUUAUUUUUUGGUGUCUCAAUCCUAAGAAAUGAUGUCAUAUUCGUUUUGCUUUUGAUUCACUGUUCAGACAUAAAAUUUAUCAAUCUGUGAACCCAGACAAGAUUCGUUUACUUAAAAAUAAGGAUGAGGGCACGUUGUUUUAACGCUAAAAUAUAUUUAUGCAUACACUUGUGUUUCUUGAGUUGCAUUCUGCAAAGAGUUUACACUCAGCACCAGGACGCAAGACAGGGGAAUGCCGGACCAGCAGGUGGUUUAAGGCACAGAAUUCAGUGGCAGCACAAUGGGCAGGUAUUUAGCUUGCUAAGUCACGGAUCGGAAUUUCAGCCACCGAGGCAAAGAGGUACAAAUUCAGCUCAAUCGAGACCCGUCGUCAUCACAAGUAAAAACAAUGAAACAGCGGAGGAAUCCAUUGGAAAUCCCAGCGACGCGCAAAGACCACCUCAAACUUCGAGAGAUUCCCCAAGGCGACCAGGUGCACGGACGCACGCCGGGGGCUUACGCUGGGCUGGAUUUAGUAGACCCCAGGAGCGACGAGACAAUCGAGGUUCUGUACCAAAAACGGACAGUGCCUCUAAUACUACAGACGACAAGCCUUCAGGGACGAAUUCUCCGCCACUCAGCAAUUUGAGACGACAGGAUGCUAUGGCCGGUGACGAUCCUUACAAUCCAUACAAAUCCAUAGACGACAAUAAUCCCUAUUAUAAUUACUAUGACACGUACGAGCGACCUCAACAGCGGAGCAGGCACAGACCAGGGUAUGGCACGAGGUACUAUCAACACGGUCUGCCCGAUUUGGUGCCUGAUCCGUACUAUAUACAAGCCUCAACUUAUGUCCAGAGGGUACCUAUGUAUAACCUAAGAUGUGCUGCCGAAGAAAACUGCUUGGCGAGCUCAGCCGACAGCUCUAGAGACUAUGACACCCGGAUGCUGCUCAGAUUUCCACAGCGUGUGAAGAACCAGGGAACUUCCGACUUCCUCCCAAGCAGGCCACGUUAUGCCUGGGAAUGGCACAGCUGUCACCAGCACUACCACAGCAUGGACGAGUUCAGCCACUACGACCUGCUGGAGGCCGACUCGGAGAGGAGAGUGGCUGAAGGCCACAAGGCCAGCUUCUGCCUGGAGGACACCUCCUGCGACUACGGGCACUACAGGCGCUUCGCGUGCACGGCACACACUCAGGGACUGAGCCCAGGAUGUUAUGACACCUAUAACGCUGACAUCGACUGCCAGUGGAUUGACAUUACUGACGUGAAGCCUGGAAACUAUAUUCUAAAGAUAAGUGUGAACCCCAGCUACCAGGUCCCAGAGUCGGACUACAACAACAACGUGGUGCGCUGCGACCUCCGCUACACUGGCCAGUACGCCUAUCCGUCAGGGUGUCGUCUUUCAGCGUACUAACUGUAGGUGGCUGGGCAAAAUAUGGAAGCCCCACAUCAGCAAACCAAAGACCACAGUCACCGAAAGGACUGCUUUUUUACCAUGCAUACUGUAUCAAUAAUCACAUGGAAAUCAUAACCAUAAUCAUAAUUUUACUUUUAAGAAAAAUGAUGCUUACAUUCAACCAUAAAGUUCACAGAUCAUAUUUAUUACAUUUAUAACCAUACUUUACAUAUACUAUUUUCUUUCUUAAUGCAUAGGAUAUAUAUUAGACGCAUAGAAAUGGAAAAAUAAGAUAACAGCUCAUGGUGCUUUAAGAUGUGUGCAGUAGUUGAAUUAAAAACAAAUCCACGUUGUUCACAGUUUCAUUCAUAAUGAAAACUGAUGCAGAGAUAGUUCAUACAGACAUUACGACAGACGUUACGACAAGCUGGGUCAUUUGAUAAAACACUGUACGACGUCAUGCAACGUUCUAUGCGAAUGACAGUGAGAAUAUCUAUGACUGUGUCUAUAGAGAUUGCUUACCGAUGUUUUGACUGUUUCUCUUCAGAGUGAGCCACAGGAUAUUGGUGCUAUAUUGAGUCAUAAGUAAUGAAUUUAAACACCACUAAGUACGGUGGAACUAGAAAGGGACAGUUUUCCCUUACUUGUGUAAUGCAACAAGGUAUUGUAAAGAAUGUGUACCUUUUUUUCUCUUGAUUUUUCAUUGUAUGUAACUCGUAUUAUUACAGUGAAUCCCCGUCUAUGUAUGACAAAGGAUCUUUAAUAAAUUGUUGAAACAGA